UGCGCGCUCGCGCGGAGCCGAGAGCGGAAGUGCCAGGCCGACCGACGGGGCCGGAGAGUGGGCGGCGGCGGCUGCGGUGACGGCUGCUCGGUGUUGUUGCGAUGGCGACGUUCGUGACGGUGCAGCUGAAGAAGGCGGCCGAGGUGGACGUGGCGCGGCCGCUGACCAAGUUCAUCCAGCAGACGUACCCGGCGGGCGGCGAGGAGGCGGCGCAGUUCGGCAAGGCCGCCGAGGAGCUGAGCCGCCUGCGCCGGGCCGCCCUCGGCCGCCCGCUCGACCGUCACGACGCGGCGCUGGACACGCUCCUGCGGUAUUAUGAUCAGAUCUGUUCCAUUGAGCCAAAAUUCCCAUUUUCUGAAAACCAGAUCUGCUUGACCUUUACCUGGAAGGAUGCUUUUGACAAAGGAUCGCUUUUUGGAGGGUCUGUGAAACUGGCUCUUGCAAGUUUAGGCUAUGAAAAGACAUGUGUGUUAUUCAACUGUGCAGCAUUAGCAAGCCAGAUCGCAGCAGACCAGAAUCUGGAUAACGAUGAAGGAUUGAAAGUUGCUGCUAAGCAUUAUCAGUUUGCUAGUGGUGCCUUCUUACACAUCAAGGAGACCGUUUUGUCUGCAUUGAAUCGAGAGCCUACUUCUGACAUAGCUCCAGACACCACAGGGACCUUGAGUGUCAUCAUGCUGGCUCAAGCCCAGGAAGUGUUCUUUCUCAAGGCCACAAGAGAUAAAAUGAAGGAUGCCAUCAUAGCCAAAUUGGCCAACCAGGCUGCCGAUUACUAUGGGGACGCGUUCAAGCAGUGUCAGUACAAGGACACCCUUCCCAAGGAGGUGUUCCCUGUCCUAGCCGCAAAGCACUACGUGAUGCAGGCCCAUGCAGAGUACCACCAGGCGGUGCUGGCCAAGCAGCAGAAGAGAUUUGGGGAGGAGAUCGCCAGGCUGCAGCAUGCUGCAGAAUUGGUUAAGACAGUGGCGUCUCGCUAUGAUGAGUAUAUCAGCGUGAAGGAUUUUUCUGACAAGAUCAGCCGUGCCCUUACAGCAGCCAAGAAGGACAAUGACUUCAUUUAUCAUGAUCGGGUUCCAGACCUCAAAGACCUGGAACCUGUUGGCAAAGCCACUCUUGUGAAACCUACACCUAUCCAUGUGCCUCUCAGUCAGAAAUUCACUGACCUGUUUGAGAAGAUGGUGCCGGUGGCCGUGCAGCAGUCUUUGGCCUACGCUAAUCAGAGGAAGGCAGAUCUGGUGAACAGGUUGAUCGCCCAGAUGAGAGAAUCCACCAACUUGGCCAAUGGGGUCUUGGCGUCCCUCAAUCUGCCUGCGGCAAUCGAAGACAUAUCUGGGGACACCGUUCCUCAGUCUAUUCUAGGGAAAUCUGCCUCUGUGAUUGAGCAGGGAGGGAUCCACACGGUUGACCAGUUGAUCCAAGAUCUGCCUGAACUGCUGCAGAGAAAUCGAGAAAUCCUCGAUGAGUCAUUGAGGUUGUUGAACGAAGAGGAAGCGACUGAUAAUGAGUUGAAAGCGAAAUUCAAGGAGCGUUGGCAAAGAACGCCAUCCAACGAGCUCUACAAGCCGCUGAGGGCAGAGGGAGCCAACUUUCAGGCAGUGCUGGACAAGGCUGUCCAGGCUGAUGGACAAGUCAGGGAGCGCUAUCAGUCUCGCCGGGACACCAUCGCCCUGCUGUGUAAGCCUGAACCUGAGCUGAAUGCGGCCAUCCCCUCUGCCAACCCGGCCAAGACAAUGCAGGGCAGCGAGGUGGUGAAUGUGCUGAAAUCCCUGCUGGCCAGCCUGGACGAAGUGAAGAAGGAGCGUGAACAUCUGGAAAAGGACCUCAAGUCCGUGACCUUUGACAUGAGAAGCAAGUUUCUGUGUGCGCUGGCGCAAGAUGGCGCAAUCAAUGAAGAAGCCCUCUCUGUCACAGAACUGGAUCGCAUCUAUGGGGGCCUCACGGGCAAAGUGCAGGAGUCCCUGAAGAAGCAGGAGGAACUUCUGAAGAGCAUCCAGGUCUCACACCAGGAAUUUUCCAAGAUGAAACAGUCCAACAACGAAGCCAACCUUCGAGAAGAGGUCCUGAAGAACCUGGCAGCGGCCUACGACAACUUCGUGGAGCUCGUGGCCAAUUUGAAAGAAGGCACAAAGUUUUAUAAUGAGCUGACGGAGAUCCUGGUGAAGUUUCAGAACAAAUGCAGUGACAUCGUGUUUGCCCGAAAGACGGAGCGGGAUGAGCUCCUCAAGGACUUGCAACAGAGCAUCGCCCGGGAGCCCAGUGCCCCGUCUCUCCCGGCCCCUGCCUAUCAGACCUCUCCUUCGGUCGGGGGAAACGCACCCCCUCCUACGCCAGCGCCCAGGACCAUGCUGCCUUCUAAGCCCCAGCCCCCAGCCCGGCCUCCGCCUCCGGUGAUCUCGGCCAGUCGCACUGCAUCUGCAUCUGCCGUAUCCUCGCCUCCUGCUCCAACUCCAUCCCCGACCCCUGGGGUCCCCGCGUCUGGCACAGCCCCCAGUUUGGCCCCAUCUCAGGCCCAGGGACCACCGUACCCCACUUAUCCAGGAUACCCAGGGUAUUGCCAGAUGCCAAUGCCGAUGGGCUAUAACCCUUACAUGUACGGCCAGUACACCCUGCCUUAUCCUGCUGUGUACCCGCAGAACCCCGGACAAGCGCCCUACCCUGGACCUCAGCAGCCUCACUACCCGUUCCCUCAGGCUCCCCAGCAGCCUCACUACCCCCAGCAGUAGUGCGUCUGAGAGGAAGCUCGGCUUAAGGAUGGAUUUUACUGGAAAACCCACAAAUGUACUUUGUGUUCGUUUGCUGUGAUGGUGCCACCUAAUCUCUUUUUGGUCAAGGGGCUGAAGUGCUCAAAUAUUGUUUCUAUUGACUGACUGGGAAGUGUGGGAAAAUGCCCUGUCAUUGUAAAUAGCCUUGGAUUGUGUGGGAUUGAGAAAUCCUCUUGAGGUUGGCCUGUGCCUGGGCAGAAAGGUCUUAAGUCUUAGCUUCUCUUCAUCUGGCAUCAGCAAAGUGGGGCGUGGCUCUUACUCCGGGAAGUGGGACUAAAUACCGGGACCCUGCCGAGUUGUUCCUUUGCUGGAACAUUCUCUUGGGCCAGGCCAAGUCUCAGGGAGUUAGAGAGUGAAUGACAGGUGGGAAAGGGACUGGAAGAGAGUUCAACCAUUCCUUUGGCUCUCCCCCUUCACCCCCAAGAAGGUCUCAGAAGGCUAAUGGGUACCUCAGUUUUCCUGAAAAGGAAGGGAAUUCUUUUUUUUUUUUUACAACAAUUUUUUUUUUUAAUGAGGCAAUUGGGGUUAAGUGACUUGCCCAGGGUCACACAGCUAGUAAGUGUCAAGUGUCUGAGGCCGGAUUUGAACUCAGGCACUCCUGAAUCCAGGGUCGGUGCUUUAUCCACUGUACCACCUAGCUGCCUCAGAAGGGGAUUCUUAAAAACCACCUGGCAAGAGGUGAUGGCCCAUCUCCCUCCAAGACCUCCCCUUGUGUUCAGGAGGGCCGGGUUGAGCUUAGGGCCUGCCCACAGUCUGGGGUGAGCAGCAUCUGCCCAAUUAAAGCCACCUGCUCUUCAGUGUGACGUUCCCUGAGCUCAUGGCAGUGGAGAGAAGGCUGUCUUAGCAAGAAUACUAGUGGCACCUACGAGGAAUUCCAUUAAUUAGGGACCCUUAUCAGCUGGAGACUCCCGAAUAAGGCUCCUCUGGCAGAGCGAAUCCAGUCAAGCCAUUGUUUGCCCUCCCCAGACUUGUUUGAUUAGGGAAGAAAAGGAAAGGGCCGAGGGCCUGGAGGCAGGUCCAGGGUUGAGUCCUGACUGGCCUUGCCAUUCUUCUGAGUGACUUUGACUAAGUCAUUGUGUGAAGUGAGGGCCUCCUGUGAUCUGUGAGAAGGAGGUCUUGGCAGAGACCCUGGAACACUGGCUGGCCUUUCCUUCUCCAGACAGUCAGGGUCUAAGGUCAGAUUUGAACUGGGAUUUUCCAGACUCCAGGCCCAGCUCUCUCACCACUGUACCUCUUAGUUAGCCCUUUCUCUUCUAGGAGGGGGGGCACCCUACAUUCUGUACUUCCCCAGUGUUUGGACAAGUCAUGGGUAAUUUCUAAGACUUCUGUUAGUUGCCUUUGUGCCUUAAGUGGUUUUGCCCAUUCUGCCAUUGUCUCUGGUGUUGGAUCACAGCUGCCAUCAGUUGAGAGGAAUCCCCAGGCAUGUUCUCCCCACUUCCCCCAAACCCCACUCCACCUUAUUAGACUCAUCAGUUCACUAAUCUCUGUUCUUGUAGCGAAAGGGGCAGAGUUUCUCCUUAUACUGUGUCUAGUGUGUCUUAAAAUAUUUUUUAAUGACUCUUCCAAGGUAAGAAUAUUUUAAGACCAAGCUCAUUAUUUGUGAUGUCUCGUUGGUAUUAAAAUACAGUUAAUGUAUUACAAGAUGCAAAUGAAGGGAAGCACAAUCCCAGACACUGUUGCUACCUAGGAAGGAACCUUUAGUUUGGGGUCAGAUAAAGCAGGGAGAGAUGAGGCUUACAUGUUGAUGAAUGGAAAAAGAAUUCUAUUUUUAAAGAAAAAGAAUGUUCAGGCUUUGUUGCUGCUUGAAAUUUAUAUUUUUAAAAAACAAUCCUUUCUUACCACAGCAGGGACCUCAGAUUCCUUUCUGAUUAUAAACAAUUGUUGGAUGUUGGAUUAUAUUUUUAUUGUGUAUCUUUCUUUUAGGGAGAUUAUAAAGAAAUAAAAAUGUUCUAAUGACUGUACCCUAAAAAUAAAAGA
This is a messenger RNA of Dromiciops gliroides (monito del monte), 4736 nucleotides long. It is a transcript of the gene PDCD6IP, whose product is annotated as programmed cell death 6 interacting protein. The transcript has 19 exons. The record is from RefSeq and is a predicted model, not a curated record. Gene Ontology annotation, cellular component: endosome. Gene Ontology annotation, molecular function: protein binding. Gene Ontology annotation, biological process: mitotic cytokinesis. The coding region runs from base 102 to 2720 and encodes 872 amino acids. NCBI's taxonomy places the organism in Eukaryota, Metazoa, Chordata, Mammalia, Microbiotheria, Microbiotheriidae.